AUGAAAGCAUUGGAUCAACGACCGGUCCACUGUGCAUCAAAGAAGACUCAAAGACAGCCAGCGAGAUAACAGAUAACCAAAAGAAAACAGCUAAGAAAGUUUCAGAACAAACCAGACCAACAAAAAGAUAAACCUCCCUACAGUCAGGUAUCCAGUAUGCGGGCUCUGGUGGUUUUGCCUCUGCUGUUAUGUGCAGUGGUGCAUGUGGACCAGGUGAGAGCGGAGGUGAAGGCAGUGAAGCUGUGCGGUCGAGAGUUCUUGAGGGCCGUCGUUUAUACCUGCGGAGGCUCCCGUUGGAGGAGAUUCCUCAGUGAGUCAGACAUGGAUGUUUUGCCCACAGGGGAGCAGAGCAGUUUGGAGAGCCUGAGCAGCAGCAACCCACGCCCCCAAACCAAACGGGAUAUUAAUAACAUACUGACCACUGUGUGCUGCCAGGUGGGCUGCAGGAAGAGCGACCUCACCUUCCUCUGCUGAGGCCAACCCCUCUCUUCUUCUCUCUCAUUCCCCAAGUGACCAAAAUGACUCUGUUCUCUCCCAUUUUUCCUUAGUAGAAACCAAAUCUGAAUCAAAAUACUGAUGUUUAAAAACAAUAUGACCACUGUAUUGUAUGUACAAUACUGCUCAUAUCCCCAACUGCUAUUUGUAUUACUUUAACUUGUGAGGUUUGUCGAUGUGAAUGUGGACCACUUGAGCAUCUGUGAACAUGUUUCUGAACCCAAGCUGGAAGAUAUAAAAUAUAUUUGAUUAUGAUAGAAAUUAACCUAUGAGAAUUAGGAAACAAAACUAAGUUGAGGUAAAUACACUCAGGGAUGAUAUUCAAGGGUGUAGGACUGUAUCACUUCCCACUCAGACUCUGUGUAAAGAGAGGACAGAUGUCUUAGCCUGGGCUUGUGUCCUGCAUGUAGACAAGUAUCUGUAGGAAAUGUAUUUAUAGGAAACUGGAGCUGUAUUCUAUCAUUUCACUAUUUUUGUCAAAUAAAUGUUCUUGCAUAGGGA
This is a messenger RNA of Siniperca chuatsi (mandarin fish), 996 nucleotides long. It is a transcript of the gene insl5a, whose product is annotated as insulin-like 5a. The transcript has 2 exons. Bases 157 to 474 code for a protein of 105 amino acids. Gene Ontology annotation, cellular component: extracellular region. Gene Ontology annotation, molecular function: hormone activity. Lineage: Eukaryota; Metazoa; Chordata; Actinopteri; Centrarchiformes; Sinipercidae. The record is from RefSeq and is a predicted model, not a curated record.